ACACUUGUGCCGCCGGGAGUCUUCCUGUCCUUCCUCCCUUUCGGGGGUGAUAAAACCUGCCAUGUCCGCCGAUUGCGUAUAAUAAUCACCCAAACUCCUUCCCAUCAUCACCAAGAUCCACAAGAAUGGCACAGCGUAGAGAUUCAAUGGAAAAUCUCCACCCAGCAAAUAUCCGCCCAAUCUCAUACUAUGAUCAGCGUCCAACCUCAUACCAUGAUCAACGCCCCCCCCGGGUUAUCGACCCUAGCUUCAGGUUGUCGGCCUUCGCCGGCAGAAUCGGCGGGAACCAACAGUUCACGAUUUCGCGCCAGGAUCCCGAGUUCUACCAGAUCAAGAGGGAUAGACCUGACGCCACAACGGAGGGGACAUGGGCGGAGUUGUGCGACCUGAGGGGGCUAUUGAAGAUGGAGAUUUGGAAGUCUGGCUUCAUCGAGUUCUGGGGUAAGUUUGCUGAGGGCUCUGCUCAAUACUGCCGUGGGGUUUAGGAAUUGCAUUGCUAAAAGAACUACUCUGUAGGGUCAUUGCUCAAUGCCUUCGCUUCGGGCGCUGCUGGAAUUUCUUUGGCUAAAUAUGGGUACCUAUCCUCGCACCGGUGUACUGCUGGCCUACCUGCUAACCGUAGUUUUUCUCCUUUUUUUAUUCUAGAAAUAAUUACUCCCCAAUCACUAUUGCAACGGCGGGAGCAUUGUCGAUAUUGUUCACUCUGCCGCUGUUUAUUCAUGCUGCGGGCCCAGCUUCGGGGGGUCACAUCAACUCGAUGAUCACCAUCGCGACCUUCACCGCCAAGCUCGCUGCCCUACCUAGGGUGAUCGUCUACGUUUUCAUGCAGAACCUCGGCGGAGUCGUGGGUGGUUUUUUGCUGCGAGCUGGGCUCGGCGAAAGUGCCACUCUUGGGGUAAGUUGACCCGUGCCAUCCUCUAGCCAUCUUUCUCCUGACUUUUGUGUUUUCAGGCAGUCGUUCCGGGAUGCUACUGGGCACCGGACACAGGGAUAACGGACGGACAGGCAUUCGUGAUUGAGUUUGCCUCCUGCUGUAUUGUGUUGUUUAUAGCCUUCGGGGUUGGACUCGACCCCCGUCAAAGGGACAUUUUCGGUCCUGCGCUAGGGCCCAUGCUCAUCGGUUUGGCCAUCGCUAUAAUAUCAUUCAUAACGGGUAUCAUGAGGCAAGGAUAUACUGGUGCUUGUGAGUAAAUACGCGUUCUCUUAGCUGUGGAGGAUGAAGCUUACAGAUAUACCCCUGUAGCUAUGAACCCCUCCAGGUGCCUUGGCAUCGUCUCCGCCACUCAAACCUUUAGGGGCCACUGGGUCACCUGGGCGGGAGCCAUUGCAGCAGCUUGUCUCAAUGGGCUACUCUAUAUUCUAGUUCCGCCCCAUCAUGCUGGACCGCCGCCCAAGGAUGAGGAGCUGGCUGACUGCAAGCAAAUAUAG
Molecule: messenger RNA, 1428 nt
Organism: Tuber aestivum (summer truffle)
Lineage: Eukaryota; Fungi; Ascomycota; Pezizomycetes; Pezizales; Tuberaceae
Source: the annotation of a GenBank genome assembly